AUGGCAGCUCAUGCUGAUCGCGUAUUUGUUUUGCCGGGAGACGAGAUCCCCGCAUCCCUCGUACCAUCACAUCCCAAGAAGGCUUUGAAGCUUGGCCCCGGUCUGCGACAUGUGCCGCCGAGUGAGUUGAUACCAACCGUGGCUGGCCAGCUUGUCACGGACCACAGGAAGAACUCGGUUUGGGUCGAAUAUAACGGUGGAAGAUAUAUCCCGGCUGUUGGUGAUUUGGUGAUCUGCACUGUCCAGCGUUCUGGUCCGGACUACUACUACGUCACCAUCACCGACUACACUCCCAACGCCAUUCUCCCUCAGUUGGCCUUUGAGAUGGCCACUAAGAAGACUAGGCCGCAGCUCAACCACGGUGCUUUGGUAUAUGCCAGGGUGUGUCUGGCCAACCGUCAUAUGGACCCUGAGUUGGAAUGUGUCUCGCCUACUACCGGCAAGGCAGAUGGGCUUGGUCCCCUGGUUGGAGGAAUGCUUUACGACAUAUCUCUCGGAAUGUCUCGGCGGCUCCUAAUGAGGAAGUCGGUUGAAGAGGGGAAAGUAGCGGUGCUGGAAGAACUAGGGUCUGCCGGCCUUGCCUUUGAAACGGCUGUUGGCAGAAACGGCAAGCUAUGGGUCAACAGCGAGAGUGUCAAGACCGUUUUGGUAGUCGGACGGGCCGUAAAGGAGACGGACGAUAACAAUCUUAGCGUCGAACAGCAGAAGAAACUCGUCCGAAAACUCGUCAAGGAGAUGAGCUAA
Xylaria bambusicola is the source of this 744-nucleotide messenger RNA. RefSeq lists its product as uncharacterized. Gene Ontology annotation, molecular function: RNA binding. Bases 1 to 744 code for a protein of 247 amino acids. Gene Ontology annotation, biological process: CUT catabolic process; U4 snRNA 3'-end processing; TRAMP-dependent tRNA surveillance pathway. Gene Ontology annotation, cellular component: cytoplasmic exosome (RNase complex); nuclear exosome (RNase complex). NCBI's taxonomy places the organism in Eukaryota, Fungi, Ascomycota, Sordariomycetes, Xylariales, Xylariaceae. The record is from RefSeq and is a predicted model, not a curated record. The transcript is spliced from 2 exons.